AUGCUUUUCCUCCUGGCCGAUUUCGGCUUCUCUCACGUGCACGCGUCCACAGAAGAAGAGAACAAACCUCUAGUACGCCUGGACCCGGCUACCCUCCCCCGGUACAACCUGACGCGUCAUUUUGGUUAUACGUCGAUCUUCGACCCCAGAAUCGAUGAGGACAUCGAAAAGCUCAGCAGGCAGGCCGAAGCGUUCAACAAGCGAUUCAAAGGCACCCUGGACUCCGCCCUUUCGGAGGCACUCGAGGCGUACGAGGAGGUCGAUGAAGCCGUGGACAUGGUGGACUACUAUGUCGCCCUCGUAUCUGCAGUGAACACCACGGAUGAAGCGAUACGACAGCGCGUGAACCAACUGGAGUCUCGAAUGGCCUCGGAGAUACAGCCGCAUCUUCUAUUUGUCUCCGUGGAGCUUGCGUCGCUACCGGAGGCGGCGAUUGAGAAGCAGAAGGCAGCCAACGACAAUCUCCACUUCUACUCCGGUUUCCUUGGGGCGGCGAGGCGACGCGCGCCUCACAUGCUGUCCGAGUCGGUGGAGCGCGCCCUCAUGGUGCGUAAGCCUUUGACGGUCACGACUGCCACGGACUACUAUUUCAAGCAACUCGACGAUGCGACCUUCCUCAUGCAGGGCGAGAGGAUGAUUCUGCCGCAAGUCCUCUCUUUCAUCAUGGACAGCCAACAAGAGCGCCGCUGGGCCGCGCAGGCGGCUGUCAAGCAGGGUCUGCAAGAGCACAUGAUCACAAAGUUCGGAGCGCUCAGCCUGAACAUUGUGCUGGGGUCGUGGUAUGCGGAGCGAAAAGAGAGAGGAUACCAGACAGUGCGUUCGUCCCGCAAUGUCUCCAACAAUGUGUCUGACGCAACCAUUGAAGCGCUCAUCAAGGCAGGCGAGACGGUCGCAGUUCAGCUGACGAAACGGUACUACCGGUUGAAGAAGCAAAUCCUCGUAAAAAAAGGUGCACUGACGACGUUCGAUUUCGCGGAUCGCCUGGCGCCGCUGCCCCUAAAAUCAAGCGGCCACGUUUUCGACUGGGAGGAAUCAACGAACAUUGUCAGGACAGCGUACAGUUCUUUCUCGCCGACCAUGGCGAAGCUAUUUGACCAGUUGCUGGACGAAGAGCGGAUUGACGCGCCUGCAGUCCCCGGAAAACGCACGCCUGCAUGCUACUUGGGCACGCCGACAACGGGGCCGUUCGUCGUUCUGCAGCACGUGGGACAGCAACAUUGCGUCGAAACUCUCGCGCACGAAGCCGGUCAUGCCAUCCACUCCAUUCUCUCCUACGAGCAAGGAAACCUGCAGCACGUGCCACCAUUGACGGUCGCUGAGAUGGCGAGCCUCAUGGGAGAGCGAAUUGUCUUUGACAGCUUGCUGGGGCGCACGACGGAUCCUGAGGAGCGCCUGGCUCUUCUGCUGAGUCAUAUUGAUGGUUGGACCAGCACGGUUACCCGACAGCUUAUGUUUGAUGACUUCGAGAGUAGAGUGCACGAGGCCCGCACUCAAGGGACAAUACCGGACGGCGCAUUCACAGCAAUGUGGAAGGAAGCUCUGGAGAAGUACUUCGGUGCUGAAGGCGAGGUUUUUGACAGCUUUGCAAACGCGGAGUUGGAUUGGGUCCGCAUUCCACAUUUUCAUCGACAACCCUUCUAUGUCCACGCGUACGCGUUCUCCGAGCUUGCGGUGGGAUCUCUCUAUGGCGUGUACAAGACGUCGCCCAAUGGCUUCGAACAGAAAUACCUCGACGUACUGCGGUCAGGAAACAAAAAGAGUUUCGAAGAGAUCAUGACGCCCUUCGGCCUGGACCCCUCCGUCGAGUCUUUCUGGGCUGAUGCCAUGAAAGCUACAGGAGGAGCGGUGAUGGACCAGGCCGAGGCCCUCGCAGCAGAGCUGGACUUAAUCUGA
Molecule: messenger RNA, 1893 nt
Organism: Neospora caninum
Lineage: Eukaryota; Apicomplexa; Conoidasida; Eucoccidiorida; Sarcocystidae
Product: putative oligoendopeptidase F
Exons: 11
Coding region: 1-1893 (630 amino acids)
Biological process (GO): proteolysis
Molecular function (GO): metalloendopeptidase activity
Source: RefSeq, a predicted model, not a curated record